Messenger RNA from Populus nigra (black poplar), 2398 nucleotides. RefSeq lists its product as uncharacterized. The record is from RefSeq and is a predicted model, not a curated record. The transcript has 8 exons. Lineage: Eukaryota; Viridiplantae; Streptophyta; Magnoliopsida; Malpighiales; Salicaceae. Gene Ontology annotation, cellular component: nucleus. Gene Ontology annotation, molecular function: DNA-binding transcription factor activity, RNA polymerase II-specific; RNA polymerase II cis-regulatory region sequence-specific DNA binding; protein dimerization activity. The coding region runs from base 600 to 2135 and encodes 511 amino acids. Gene Ontology annotation, biological process: regulation of transcription by RNA polymerase II.
UUUUCUCUUCUUUCUAGUUUUGCAUUUAUAAUGCUCAAUCUCGUAAAUAUCAACUGUGAUUCCUCAACUUUUAAAACAAGUCGAGUUUAUUUGCUUUCUUUUCUAGAUACCCUGAUUGUAGUUGUUAUAGCACUUAAAGGAUGAAACUCGUUGUUAUUUGAUUGAUGUAUUUCAUUAUUCAGGCGCAUACUAUUUCAUAGCAGUGUGAAGCAUUUUCAUUGCUCUAUAAAUUGUUGAUACGUUACAAUUACCGCAAAACCAUGCUGUAUUAAGCUUACGUAACGCUCCAUUGCUCUAGAAAUUGUUUCGCCUAAUAGUUAUUAUUCACAUGUCUAUUACCUACAUCCUUCCAUCAAUUUCUUGUUCUGGACGUUGUGUCUUCUCUGUACACCUUAGCACGGGCACUUCAAAUGCAUUGCCCAGUUUCAAGCCGUGAGCAAGCUCUUGGUUCCUUUUGUGGUUGCCACUUCUAGAUCUUUGGGGGCCAGAUAGCAGGGUGGUCAACGUAGUGUACUGGUUUAGGAACUGAUACAUAAACCUGCCUAGCAUCUGCCACAUAUGAGUGCUGUCAAAAUAUACUAAUCACUGUAUAGCGAUUGAUGAUGGAUGAGUAUCUCAAUCAUUUGAUCUCUUCCUCAUCAUUGGUGGAUGGAGAUAUUAAGGAAAGUUCAUCUUGGGUCUGUAGUGAACCAAAUCAACCAAAUGCCUUCCUCCCUACUUCUCUUGAAUUAUAUCAAGAUGACAAAAAAAAUUCACCUGUAAGCAUGAUUAGUUCAAAUCAAAGUGUGGAGUCCUUGGCCACUCAAGACACUUCAUCUGUAGUUCUUGGCAGCGAGUCAGAUUAUGCUGUUGAUAAAGUCUUAAUUUCUGAACAAGCUCGAUUGCAAAAUGAUUGCCAGAAUUGCAAUGGAAACCCCUCCCCUGAUGGAAUGGCACGUGGAAACUUAAAAUUUGGAAAUACAGGCCUGCAAUGCAAUGGAAUUCUUCCUACCCUGAGUUCUCUGAACUAUCCAAAUCAGCUUCCAAUAGUUGGUGAUUUGACAUCGUAUCUCUCUUUUUCUGAGGCAAGCAAUGCUGGAUGCAAUGGAAGGGAACAAUCUGAGUACCUGAGAUCCUUAAAAAAUCUGCAAAACUUAUCAUCAAUCCCACAAUUGUGGCCUUCACAAUCUUAUGAGGGUGUUUCUUCUCUCCCUCCUUUGAUGGGACAAGACAGAAUAGAGGGAUCUGGUCUUCGAGGAGGGAACUUGGAUGAUGAUAUGCAUAUUAUGGGGAAGGGAUACAUGGGCAUGGAUGAAAUUCUCCGACUUGAUAAGUUAUCUGCAUCACCUACUACAGAGGGGAAAGAAGAUUUGCAAAGUUGUCCUUUCUCAUCUGGCAUAGCUGAGCCCAAUGUAAACAUGUCAAUGAAUCAAUUAUCAUCUAUGCCUCAGACUACAUCAGCUGCUCCAGUAGAAGGCUGCAAUGGAACUGGAAAACCUCGUGUAAGAGCACGACGUGGCCAUGCCACUGACCCACAUAGUAUAGCUGAAAGGCUUCGAAGAGAAAAAAUUGCUGAAAGGAUGAAGAAUCUGCAAGAACUUGUACCUAAUUCCAAUAAGGUUGACAAGGCAUCUAUGCUUGAUGAGAUCAUAGAGUAUGUCAAAUUUCUUCAGCUCCAAGUCAAGGUGCUAAGCAUGAGCAGGUUAGGGGCAGCCGGAGCAGUCAUUCCUCUCCUCACAGAUGGUCAACCUGAGGGUCAUAAUAGUUUGUCGCUCUCGCCAUCAGCUGGUCUAGGAAUUGAUAUUUCUCCAUCUGCUGAUCAGAUUGCCUUUGAGCAAGAAGUACUUAAGCUACUGGAAUCCGAUGUGACCAUGGCCAUCCAAUAUCUUCAAAGCAAAGGUCUCUGCCUCAUGCCCAUUGCUCUUGCUGCUGCCAUAUCCAGUGUUAAGGCAUCUUUAUCAGGUACAACUUCUGAGGAGAGGAAGAACAAUGGCUACACCAAUGGUCUUGUUAGCAGCAGCAGCAGCAUAACUGGCAUUGACACCCAUCCAAUGUCCAAUGAUAACAAUAUUGCAACCGGUACACUUAGCAGCAAAGGCAUGAUUGUCAAUGGCUGCAAUGAGGUUGUCAAGCAAGAAGUGCUGAAGAACACCUGAUGCAUUUCUAGAGCACGGAAAGUAAAGAUGUAAUUUCAUUAUUUUAGAUGGGGUUUCAUUUUUCAAGCUGAGGCAGAUAAUCUUGGAAUCUAGAGCUACUUAAACUUUUAAACUUUUAGAACUUGUCUCUCUUUCAUCGUCUUUUCUUGUUUGAAGAUCGACUGUACGUUUUUAUGAGAAUGUACAUAUACAAGCAUGCAUAUAGGCCGAUACUGUUUUUAUCCGUCGAGAAUAUUUAGAACAUGCAGAUUUACUUUGAUUAA